CUGAUAUUGUUGUUGUAAUGAAUAUCUACAUGAUGGGUACAUGAUUGUUUAUGGAGUGUUCUGUUGGUCUAGAUCACCAGUCGUAAUACACUGGACUCAUGAUUGCUUCAGCAUGAUAACUCGAUUUGUAGAGUGUCUGUCAUCAUACUAGACUCGGCUUGUCACUCCGUGCACCUAACUUGUCAAGUUGUUGUCUUGAUGGCUGUGUUGGUGCAGCUCUGAAAUGAAGGCUAGACAAGUGAGCGUGUGGAUGCUGACCAUGAUGGGGCGGUGCUGCUCCGUCAAGAGAUGCUCCUUCCUCAAGCUGAUGGCCCUCUUUGUCUCAGCCUUUCUCACGUGGACCAUCGUGGUCUUGAUGAACGCCUCAGGUGUGGCGCGCGUCCUCAGAAGUUCCGUCUAUGACGACCAGUUGGCCCAGCCCAGCGACCUGAGCGCCCUCUAUGACGAGAGUGACCUGGCUCAGGAGGAGAGUCUGGACGGUUACUUCAUGCGUGACAACCCCCUCGGGACUUACUUCAGCGAGAGGCUGCGUGCCUACGCCGCAUCUGGGGGCCCCGGGGCGUCCAACAAAAAACCGCUGAAGAAAGUCCUGGUCCUUGUGCGAGACACGGAGUCCUCGCAUGUCGGGGUCCUGGGCCAGUUCUUUGAGCAGUUGCGGCUGGAGUACAGGAUCGUGUCGGUGGACGAGGACAUGCCGACACUCGUGCUGGAGCCUGAGCUGCCUCAGUAUGCCGUGCUCGUCUUUGGCGACUACUUGUCUUAUCUCAAGAUGGCGCCGGCACGCAGGAACGUUCUAGAAGAAUACUGCAAGAAAUAUAAAGUUGGCAUUCUAGCCUUUACGUUGUCUAAAGGCAAGGGAUACAAGCUGGUGACUGAGUUUGGAUUAGAGAUGCAUCAUGGGUACAAGUUAAAGCAGUACAAAUUAAACCCACGAGUUGAAUUUUGGCGGGUAGCAAAGAAAGAGGCGGUCUUUGAUGAAAGUUUGCCAUCUUCUGAUUGGACGCUAUUUAUAACUAAGCAUGAGACGUACAGACCAUUGGUCUACUCAACAGUUGACGAGUCCGUGAAAUCUGGGACGUCAGAGUUUGGUUGCGUCAUAGCCGUACACGAUCAAGGUCUUCUAGACGGCAUAGAGCGACUUAUCCUGGGCUCUGACUUGACCUUCUGGAUGAACGUCAUCGUGGCCAUGGACGGUUUGACCCACCUAACAGAUGGACGGUUGGCGCUACCACUGGACCGUCUCAUUCAGGUGGACGUGGACGACAUGUUUGUUGGGCAGUCUGGGAUCCGAACCCUCACACAGGACGCACAGGAGAUGUUGGCAAGUCAGAAGCGGAUUGGUCAAUAUAUUCCCAACUUUCGAUACAAGCUCGGCUAUUCUGGUGGCAUGUACGCCAAAGGUAGUGACAGAGAAAUCGAAGGGGACAGAAAGAUUGUAGAACUGGCAGAGAACUUUGACUGGUUUAACCACAUGUAUCGCCAUGAGCAGCCUCACAUACUGAACAGGUCGUCUUUUGAAUCUUCCAUGGAGAGUAACAUCAAUUUUGCUAUGGAAAACGGCAUGCACGUGCAGAGUGAGUAUAUGGUCACACCUCACCACUCAGGUGUGUUUCCUGUACUAGACUUUGUGUAUGACACCUGGAAGGAGAAAGGUGUUUUAUGUACAAGUACAGAGCAGUACCCCAGACCCUUGCCACAAUGGGGACGUAGGGGGUUCAUAUAUAAAGGUAUUAUGGUUGUACCGCGUCAGACUUGUCGCUUGUACACACGAACUGUCAAGUUUGAGAACUAUCCUGGUGGAAAAGCAGAGCUUGACAGUAGCAUCAGGGGAGGCCACCUCUUUAACAUUAUACUUAGCACCCCAGUGAUGAUUUUUAUGACGCACAUGUCCAACUAUGCAAAUGACCGUGUGGCCAUCUACGCGUUUGAAAGAGUGUUUGAGUUUGUGUUGAAGUGGACGAACCUGCGCCUGUUGUCCCCUCCCCCGCUGGAGAUUGCCAGAAGAUAUUUCGCCAUGUACCCGCAAGAAAUGGAUCCCGUUUGGACGAACCCCUGUGUGUUCAACAAGCACCUGGAGAUCUGGCCCCACAACAAAACCUGCAACAGACUACCCAAGUUUAUCAUCGUGGGACCACAAAAAACCGGAACCACUGCCCUGCUGCGGUUUCUUGAAGUCCAUCCCCUUAUGAAGACCAGCACACCGGACCCUGAACACUUCGAGGAAAUUCAGUUCUUCGGUUCAAACAAUUAUCUUAAAGGCAUUGACUGGUACCAGGAACAUUUCCCAGAACCUAACGACCCACGAAUCUGGUUGUUUGAAAAAAGUGCCAACUACUUCGACAGCGCACUAACACCAAAGCGAGUAUAUGCCCUGCUGCCAGAUGCAAAGAUCAUUGUUCUAGUUAGUGAUCCAGCAAAGCGAGCCUACUCGUGGUAUUAUCACUUACGCUCACACAGUGAUCCCGUUGCCAUGAAUUACACAUUUUUUGAGGUUGUGUCGGCCCCGGAAACGUCUCCCCGUUUUCUCAAAGCCACAAGAAACAGAUGCUUACAGCCAGGAAUGUACGCCGUACACCUGGCCAGGUGGUUGCAGUUUUUUCCUAAGGAACAGAUAUACAUCAUUGACGCUGAUCAACUUGCUAAUGAUCCAGUUUCUGUGCUCCAUGACCUACAAGGAUUUCUCAAAGUGCAGCCAGUGUUAGACUAUUCCACCAAACUUAGGUAUGACAAGGUCAAGGGAUUUUUCUGCCUGAAAGACUCAGGAUGUUUGAAUUCAAAUAAAGGCAGAGUUUACCCAGCCAUGGACCUAGAGUCUCACACAGUUCUUCAAACUUUCUACAGAGACCACAACAACAACCUAAAGACAUUGUUCAAUGAUAUAAAGCAGCCCCAUCCACAAUGGCUGAUAAACAAUAUAGACUGAAUCAUUUACUUUACCAAUAAUGUUCAUGUUAUUCAUUUUGUCUACAUCUUAAAUUUUAUUUAUUUUUCCUAAUGUUAUGCUAAUAUGUGUGUUAAGUUUUAUUCCUUUAACCUAGUAUGUCAGUCUGGGAAAAAUAAUCCAUCAAGUGGCAUGACAAAGUGAGUGAUGAUCCACACACUUUAUAGCCAACCACCCAUGGUGUGAUUCAGUAUGAAUGCUCUCAUUACUCACAAGAAUGAAUGCAUACUGUAUGUAGCUAGAGCAAAGCAACUGUUUCAUAAUAUCAAUGCACAACAGAGCAAUGACAUUUUUAAUUAAAAUUAGUACAAGAGGUAAACUAGCAAAAUGUUACAAAAAAGUUUAAGAAAUCUGGUCAUUGGGUAGUUAUUUAAUACCCACCAAGGAUAGACUCUCUCUUGCCAUUGUAAGUAAACUGUAUUGGUGUGUCUUCAGAUUUUAAUGUUGUUUUUCUAUGACUUAUCAUUAAUUAUUAUAGUAUCAAACAGUAAAUAAAUUGUAAUAGUUGUUU
Molecule: messenger RNA, 3452 nt
Organism: Physella acuta
Lineage: Eukaryota; Metazoa; Mollusca; Gastropoda; Physidae
Product: bifunctional heparan sulfate N-deacetylase/N-sulfotransferase 3
Cellular component (GO): Golgi apparatus
Molecular function (GO): heparan sulfate N-sulfotransferase activity; deacetylase activity; hydrolase activity
Source: RefSeq, a predicted model, not a curated record